AGCGCGCCAACCAACAAUCUUCAAUAAAACCCCCUCACCUUGUCCGAAAUCUCUCACCAUUUCGCUCGCGUCCACCAUUACCGCCUCGCUCCUCGACGCCUCGCUCCGGCGACCUCGCUCACCGUCGGGAAGAUGACUACUUCAAGGCGGCUUGCUGACAGGAAGACUGCAAAGUUCCAGAAGAACAUCACCAGGAGGGGUUCGGUGCCUGAAACUACUGUGAAGAAGGGGAAUGACUACCCUGUUGGACCUUUAGUGCUUGGGUUCUUCAUCUUUGUCGUGAUUGGAUCAUCGUUGUUUCAGAUAAUCAGGACGGCAACUAGUGGCGGGAUGGCUUAAGAACUGACCGUCUAAUUCCCGAGUCCAGAGAUUUUUAUACAUUGCAUCCAAUCCAGAAGAGGGUAGCAGCUGUCAUAUGUUGUCAUAGAGUCCUGUAUGCGUUGUCUGAUGAGCGUUGAGUCUAAAACUAGUGUCUGAAGAACUGUAAAGCAGAAUUAUGUACCUUGAAAGUGUUAAAUGGAUAGUAUAAUGUGUCAUUCGAUCUCUUUUAUAAAUUAACUUUCAUCGUUGAAAA
Molecule: messenger RNA, 574 nt
Organism: Phragmites australis (common reed)
Lineage: Eukaryota; Viridiplantae; Streptophyta; Magnoliopsida; Poales; Poaceae
Exons: 3
Coding region: 133-339 (68 amino acids)
Biological process (GO): endoplasmic reticulum unfolded protein response
Cellular component (GO): endoplasmic reticulum
Source: RefSeq, a predicted model, not a curated record